This is a messenger RNA of Metarhizium robertsii ARSEF 23, 204 nucleotides long. Its product is annotated as transposase. NCBI's taxonomy places the organism in Eukaryota, Fungi, Ascomycota, Sordariomycetes, Hypocreales, Clavicipitaceae. Bases 1 to 204 code for a protein of 67 amino acids. The transcript has a single exon. The record is from RefSeq and is a predicted model, not a curated record.
AUGAACAUAUGCCGCCUUCUCAACUCACGAAGUCCCUCGCCAGGCCGUGCCACUACGGCCACCGCAGCUACUGCCACCAACGACCCAAUUGACGAUGACUACACUGGGGCUACGGUCCCACAACUGCCGCCGCCACUCUUUGACACUUACGAUGACCUCUUUGCCUUCCUCCGCAACUUCCACCUUUCCAAUGGCGCCGCAUAG